Molecule: messenger RNA, 10541 nt
Organism: Lymnaea stagnalis (great pond snail)
Lineage: Eukaryota; Metazoa; Mollusca; Gastropoda; Lymnaeidae
Source: the annotation of a GenBank genome assembly
AUUCUCGAAAGUGAGCUUCGCAUUGUGACAUAUUCUUAGUUUGAUUUUAAAAAAAAAAAAAAUUAUUAAUAGGGAAAACAAAAUAAUCCAACAAGCUUUCAUAUUCAGAAGUGAGAAUUUGACGUCAGAAACCAAAACCACUUUUGAGUUUUCAUGUUGUAAAUGCCAAUCGGGCAAAGAUGGAGAUAGUCUUAGUUUAGUUCAUAAAGAUUAAAAGUGGCGCCUAUUCGUACAUAAUUUAAAUCGAUUUUUGUUUGUUUAAUUAAAUGGCUUGGAGUUGGAGAGUAUUUCUAGGGUUACUGAGUUGCACAUGUUUGGACGGAUUAACUGAUCAAACUGUGAGGCAGGUCAAACUGUGGGACAGGUCAAUAUGUGAGGCAGGUCAAACUGUAGGACAGAUCGAUCUGCGAGACAAGAUGUUUCCAGGCCUGAAAUUGAAAAGAUAUUAAAAAAAUAAACGCACGUAUCGGCACGACGCCUUGUUUAGCAGACGAUACAAAAAACUACCGACACUUCUACAUUCAAGUAAAUGAUAUAAAAACAUGUUUCAAGCCUAAACCAUUCUUGUUCCAUCACUUCCGGGUACCGGGGAGUUGUUGACGUCACACGCCUUGAUCGCAGUCCCCGGUGUUCACAUUGUAUCACUUUGUUAGGAAGGGCAAUCUGUGAGGGAAGGUCAAUCGUUAGGACAAGUCAACCUGUAAGGGAAGGUCAGUUAUUAGGACUGGUCAAACUGUGAGGCAGGUCAGUCAUUAGGACAGGUCAAACUGUGAGGCAGGUCAGUCAUUAGGACAGGUCAAACUGUGAGGCAGGUCAAGGCUAGAGGCAGGUCAAGGUGUAACCUUUGAGACAGGUCAAGGCUCUAGGCAGGUCAAGGCUCUGUGAGGUUCGUAUGGUGACGAGACGGAGCUUUACUACACCAGCACACAUCUGUGACAGUCAGUGACAGUGACAGUCUGGGGAAAGAUGGGAUGUAGCUCAGUAAGUUGACACUUGUUUACAGAGUUGGAGUCAAUAAAAAUGACACCCUCCUCCUCCCCCCCUCCUCGCCCCUCCUCCAUAUUACGUUUAAGGGCCCACGCUGACUAUGUAGAUCCUCCUGGCAAGUCAUCACCACUUGUUGAUUCAAACAACCAAAAAGCAUCUCAAACUAUUGGCGCCAAUUCAAACAACCAGAAACCACCCAGUUGAAAGCUUCUCAAACUAUUGGCGCCAAUUCAUAGCAUUUUUUUUUAAGUAAGGCAAAAUGUGUAGUUUUUUUUUUUUUUUUGUACUAAAGCAGCGGUUCUCAACCUUGCUAAUGCCGUGACCCUAUAAUACAGUUCCUCGUGAUGUGGAGACCCCGGCCAUAAUAUUAUUUUCAAUUCUACGUCAUAAAUAUGUGUUUUCCGAUUGUCUUAGGCGAGCCCUGUGUAAGGGUCGUUUGACCCCCAAAGGGGUCGCAACCCACAGGUUGAAAACCGCUGUAUUAAAAGCACAUAGAUGUAACUUCUUACUAAUGUCACAGAUGUAAUUUCUUACUAAUGCCACAUAUAUGUGAUUUUUUACUAAUGUCACACAGAUGUCAUUUCUUACCGAAAUAUGCGCACACGAUAAACGCGCACACGAUAAACGCGCACAGAAAAAUCCGCACAUACAUAGUUGCGCACAGGAUAACUGCGCACACCGACAGUUGCGCACACAGAAAAAAGCGCACACCGACAAAUGCGGACACAGAAAAUUCCGCACACGGACAAUUGCGAACGUUGACAAUAGCGAACACUCACAAAUGCGCACAUUUCAAUGACAUUUUCUUUUAAGCCACAUUUUUAGAUUUAACAUGGUUCAGAUCAGUUGCCUAUCAGCACAAAAGGCAAGUUGGGAAGAAUAAAAAUCUACGAAUCAGGGAGACAGUAUGAUAAAAAUUGAUUUUAAAAAUAGUUUAAACAAAAAAACUUAAAUAGCGAAAUAUUUUUUUAAAUGCUUUGAGUAUAGUUUUAAAAAUCAGUAUUUCUUCUUUAUUUAAAAUGAUUCUUUCUAAUUCUAGCCACGUAUAUUUGACGACUAUUCUUUUACGCUGAUGACCAACAACUUUUUAAACUCUUUAAUGAAUUUACAAUUACAUAUUAAAUGUAAAAGGCCGUGUAAAUUCACAUGGUGCGCAUUUGUAUGUGUUCGCUAUUGUCAAGGUUCGCAAUUGUCCGUGUGCGCAAUUUUCCGUGUACGCUUUAGUCGCUGUACGCAAUUUUCUGUGUGCGCAACUGUCGGUGUGCGCAGUUUUCCUGUGCGCAGCUAUGUCUUUGCGGAAUUUUCUGCGCGCGAUUAUCGUGUGCGCGUUUGUCAUGUGCGCGUAUUUCACGGAACCAGUAUUUUCUAACUAAUGCCACACAAAUGUAUUUUCACACUUAUGCUAACCCAAAAGAUUAUAUACUAGACUAAUAUUAUUGCCGGUACACACAUAUAUAGUGCUCAGUAAGUAAUGUUUUAACGAUCAUUGCCAUUUAUUUAGUAGGGUGGGGACAGUGAGUGCUGUCACCAUUCACUGGGUGGGGACAGUGAGUGGUGUUACCAUUCACUGGGUGGGGGCAGUGAGUGGUGUUACCAUUCACUGGGUGGGGGCAGUGAGUGGUGUUACCAUUCACUGGGUGGGGGCAGUGAGUGGUGUUACCAUUCACUGAGUGGGGGCAGUGAGUGGUGUUACCAUUCACUGAGUGGGGGCAGGGAGUGGUGUUACCAUUCACUGAGUGGGGGGUAGUGAGUGCUGUUACCAUUCACUGGGUGGGGACAGUGAGUGGUGUUACCAUUCACUGGGUGGGGGGUGUGAGUGGUGUUACCAUUCACUGGGUGGGGGCAGUGAGUGGUGUUACCAUUCACUGGGUGGAGGCAGUGAGUACUGUUACCAUUCACUGGGUGGGGGCAGUGAGUGGUGUUACCAUUCACUGGGCGGGGGCAGUGAGCGGUGUUACCAUUCACUGGGUGGGGGCAGUGAGCGGUGUUACCAUUCACUGGGUGGGGGCAGUGAGCGGUGUUACCAUUCACUGUUUUAUCAUGAACGUUCUUUACUUAAUAUGGUAAUGCUACACUUAAGUGUAAGGGGAGAUCAUGUUUUCUGUCAGCAGACCAAGCCAAAAGAACGUGCAACAAUAGUGGAAGUGAGUAUCGUCUCCCUUGUUUGUGUAUGUAGAUAAAUUAUAGAUGUAAGUAUUCAUGAACUCUUUUGCCAAGAUAGAGCACCAACUCAGAUGAACACCCCUUGGUUUCUUCAGUGUUGUAAAAAAAAAAAAUGCUACCUGUACUGUGAGUUCUGUCAUUAAACUGUUCUCAUUUGGCUCAUUGACACCCUUGAAUCUUCAUAUUGUGUAUGCAAAGUGUGAGGUGAGUAGACACCAUAGCAUUAUUCAACCGCUGUUCAUUUCAUAUUCAUUCUUCCGAUGAUUUUAUUAUGAAUUUAGAUGAAUUAGAUUGAUUUAAUAGACUAUAUUUAUCCUAGAUUUAGAUGGCUUUUAUAUUCAUUAUUAGAUUUAGAUGACUCUAAUAUUCAUGAUAAGAUUAAGUUGACUUGUUAUUCCUUAUUAGCUUAAGUUGACUUUGAUAUGGUAAUUAGAUUAGAUUACCCGGUUCUAAUAUUCACUAUUAAAUUUUAAUGAAUGCUACCGAUGUACUCAUUAUUAGUUUUAGAUGACUUUGAUAUAGAUUAUUAGAUUUAAGUGACUCUUAUUUUAUGUUCAUUAUUAAAGUUAGACGAAUUUUAUAUUUAUUUAAUCAAAGAAAUAUUCUGAUUUAUUACCAACUAUUAAAAUUUACAAUGACAGAGCCUUCCAAAGGGAAGUAAAUCACUGAUCACGCUGAGGAAUGAAACACUGGCUGCCCAUAAUAAAUUUAGGAAGCUGCACGGAGCGCCACCUUUAAAACUGAGGUAUAAGUACAUAGAGGUAUCCUUCUUGUUCAAACUUUCAGAUGUCUUACCUUUACAUUAUAUUAUAUUACUUAAUGUAUUUACCUUUAAUAAAUGUACUAUCUUUUCUUAGUAUAUUACCAUUAUUUAAUGAAUUGCCGGUACUAUCAGAUAUGUUUCAACCAUACUGAGAGAGUUCUGAUAGAGCUCCCCAAAUGCUAGGACAAGCCUUGAAAAUAACUACUUCAUUUUUGAAUGGUGUAUAUUUGAGGAUUUUAAAACACAUUUUUUCUAUUUGGAAGCUGAAACACAUCCCACAAGCAAGCACUAAGCAUUGUCUCAUUUUUUCAUAGCUACUUGUAUGGCCUAAUGAAAGGUUUUGAAAUUAAAAAACAAACAUUUAAACUGCAAAUAACUACAUCAGAUUUAAAAAAAAUAAAUCAAUUUGUGUUGCCUUUUUUAUUAAAUUUAUUUAUAUACCAAUACCAGUACCAGUAUAUAAUUUUAUAUAUAUACCGGGUAUAUAAGUCCAAUAUAUUGAUCCUAAUUUAUAAUUAUCAUAGGUCCAUAAAAAACAGUAGCUUGGAGUUUUUGUGUUAGUUUUCAUAUUUAUUAAACAUUAUUUUGUAUUCAGGUAACCUCUUGACCAAUCUCAUUAAUGAUGUUCCUUCACAUGCCUGCUUUGAUUUUAGUUUAAAUAUUCGCAUUGACUUUUGCAGUCCGGAUUUGAAUACCAUGGCCCAGAAAUGGGCAGACUAUCUGGCAGACAAGCAGGUAUUUGAACACAGUCCUGAAAGUCAUAGAUUUGGUGCAGGUGAAAAUCUGGCUGGCCACUCUGACAUCAUCACUGGUGAGGACUGAUAGAUUUUUGCUUACUAAUUGAAUGCUGAACUGAUAAUAACUUUUGGUUUGAGAAUGUCUGAAACAGAAGUUUUUAAUGUAAUUCUGGCCACAGAAUCUUAAUCAGUAUAAGCUACAUCAUACUAGUGGCAGAUGAAAAAAAGAAAGUUUACUCAGGUGCUGGCUAAUAUAGUAUUGUUGAGUUGCCAGUCAAACUGACAUAGGAAGGCAGUUAGAUAGAGAGUGGAGUGGUGCCAAUAUAGCAGGGGUUGUGGGGGGGGGGGCUGUGUAACAGAGAGUGGUGUGGUGCCAAUAUAGGAGUUGUUGGGAUGAGCUGUCUGAUAGAGAGUGGAGUGUUGCCACUAUAGCAGGGGUUUGGGGGACCUGUCUGACAGGGAGGGGAGUGGUGCCAAUAUAGCAGGGGUUGGGGGGUGGGGGGGGGGGGCUGUGUAACAGAGAGUGGUGUGGUGCCAAUAUAGGAGUUGUUGGGAUGAGCUGUCUGAUAGAGAGUGGAGUGUUGCCACUAUAGCAGGUGUUUGGGGGACCUGUCUGACAGAGAGUGGAGUGGUGCCAAUAUAGCAGGGGUUGGGGGGACCUGUCUGAUAGAGGGUCGAGCGAUGCCAUAAUAGCAGGGGUUGAGGGGAGCUGUCUGAUAGAGGAUCGAGUGGUGCCACUGUAGCAGGACUUGAGGGGAGCUGUCUGAUAGAGAGUGGUGGGGUGCCACUAUUGCAUGGGUUGGGGGAGCUGUCUGAUAGAGGGGGUGCCACUAUAGCAGGGGUUGGGGGAGCUGUUUGAUAGAGAGUGGCUGGUGCCACUAUAGCAGGGGUUGGGCCAGUUUAUCAAUAGCUUAUGUUGUAUACUUAACUGUAUGGAUAUCUAUUUUUUGAAUUACUAGUAAAUAGUUGUAGUAGAACUGUAAUAGUGUUUACAAAAAGGGAAAUAAUUCAAAAUUUAGUGGUGAUGUUCCUUUGGUGUCAAAUAAACUUGGUUUGACUUUGAUAAAAUAAUCACUACCGGUACAACAUUCAGUGGAUGGGUAAAAAACAUGCUUGCUGUUGGUUUUAUUUCCAUUGAAUUGCUUAUUAUAUUAAAUAAUGAUUCUAUUAAAUAUAUAUCAAACAUAAAUGACACUUAGAUUCAAUUGUUUCAUUAUUUUAUUUCCACCCUUUUUGACAUGUCAUUUGUAGUUGUUAUACAACAAUGGACAGAGCAACUCAGAUGUUACUCACUAUCAUCUAGUAGUCAAGUAGUUAAAAUAUUUUUUUAAAAAAGAAAUACAAAAUCAAGCCAAAGAAAUAACAUACAGACUCAUUUACAACAUGACACUCAUCAAGACCAUACAAGGACAGAGUGGGGCAAAUAGAAUGUCUACUCUGCAAAUCAGGGGCUGAUGAGAGUGAACAACAUGUAUAUCUGACAUGCAACACAAUCUUACAGACUAAAUUUACACUUAGACAAAUCAUACAAGCAAGUACAGUUCACACAAAGAUAUAGACCAGAUCAAUAACACUGAUCACAAUAUCAGAAUCCAAAAAACAAGAAACAACAAAAAAUAAGUCUAAUAUUACUCUCACAAUACAGAAAACAUAUAUGGCACUACAGACUUUAGGCUUUUUUCAGAAACAUAAUUAGACUACACAAACAUUACAUUUGAAAGACUUUUCAGAUUUAAAAUACCAAACAAUCAUCCAAAACAUAAUUUUAAUAUAAUAACAGAAGAAAAAUACCUCAAUUAAAACAUUUGUUAUAAUCCCAAUGAAUCCUGUGAAAAAUUUAAAAUUAGUAUCUAAUUUUAUAAACAGUAAUAAUUCUGUAAAUAUUUUAUUUUUAGUACAUGAGUUAAAAUUUUUGUUUAGUUAAAAUUUGUUUAAUAUUUGCCUGUAAAGAGGUUAUUUAGUACGUUAUGUACCUAAUUGAUUUUUUGUUGUUGUUAAUCACUAUAAUUUUAUGUGUAAAGUAAGCUUAAACAGUAAUUCUUUUCAAUUUUAAUUUAAUUAUAAUUCAUGUAUAAAAGUAAAAGACAAAUAACAAUUUCAAUAGUUUUUAAAAAACACAAUUUGUCUUGAAAAAAAAGUUCUUUUGAAUCUAGUUUAAAAACAAUUGUUUAAUAACAUUCUAUGUAUAAAAAGGUUUCAUUCAAAUUAUUUUGUUUUAAAAAGUUAAUAGUAAAUAAUUAUUAUUGGGAACAGAAGUUGGGAAUAUUUAUGACAUUGAUUUUAAAAUAAAAAUUAAAAAAAUGGGUACGGCCCAUGAUGUUGCUACAGAAACAAGAUUCUUGUGAGUCAAAAUAUGAAGCAGGGGUUUGUAUCUGAAGCAGGGGUUUGCCCAUAUAAGGCACUGCUGCAUGUUAUCUGAACCCAAAAUUAAACCCCAAAAAAUCUCCCAACUGUGUUAACCUUCUCACAGUUUGCUUGUGCUGCAUUGAUUUCAGGCAAUGAACUUGUUGACAUGUGGUACAGUGAAAUCAUGGGGCACAACUCUGCUAAUCUCAUGGCCAAGACCGGAAUAGGUAAAAUGAUAGCGAACAUAUUAUUUUAUGUGAUGUAUAUAACCCUGGGUUAGAGAUUAACUCUGCUGUUUUCAGCAUUAUUAUUAUCUCAAGUAGAAUUGCGACUACUGACAAAAAUUCUGCCCUUAAUACAAAUUUAAAAACAUAUCAGAUUUUCAAUAGGGAGCAUGAACAAAUUAUUGCAGUUCCAAUAUUAAAUUAGAUAGAUUAUAUUACAAUAUUCAAUUAGAAAGACAAUGUUAUUAUAUUUUAUAAGUUUGAUUAUCUUAUGAGAUUCAAUGAGAAGUAUAUACUGUAUUAAUUUGAUUCACGUAUUUUAGUAUAUUUAAUUAGAUGGAUAUGGAUCCCAUCAAAAUUUGUAGAUAAAAUUCUCUCCCAAUGCCAAAAACUUUAAAAAAAAUAUAUUUAUAUUAUUGCCGCCCCCCCCCCCCCCAAAAAAAUUUAAUUUGAUUCACGUAUUUUAGUAUAUUUAAUUAGAUGGAUAUGGAUCCCAUCAAAAUUUGUAGAUAAAAUUCUCUCCCAAUGCCAAAAACUUUAAAAAAAAAAUAUUUAUAUUAUUGCCGCCCCCCCCCCCCCUAAGUGAGUUUAGCUCCACUCCUAACCAACUAACCAAGUGCGUAAAGUACAUAUAGUAUUGGACUCUUCCUAUAGCAAACAGAACACAGGGCUAUAAAUUAUAAAAACUAUGAAAUACCAGUAAUCUGUAAAUUAAAUUUUUAAAAAGAACGGUAAGGUACAUACAAAAAAUGUUUUGUGAUAAUUCUCAUAGCACUUAUAAUUACAAUGGCAACAGGUCACGUGAACCAAGUGGACUGGAAGGACUGCACUCACAUUGGAGUGGGCAGGUCAUCCUCACGGGGUAUGAAUGACAUGUACAUUUAUGUGGCUAACUACCUGCCAACAAACACCAGGCAGGAGCAACUAGGAACAAGAACUCCGUCUAAGGGGUGGUAACUCCAUCUGAUAGCAAGAAUUCCAAGAUCUUGUAACGAGUUUUUCUGGGGGGUAACAUUGGUACUGGUAAUAAAUUUGAAUGAUAAAAAAUAUAUACAUUAAACCUAAGUCAUGUAAAAUUAAUAUUUUUUUAAGACUGACGAUAUCAUAGAUAACUUUGAUUAUUUACUCCCUCCAAAUGUGCAUAGAUUGUUGUUUUAAAUUAUAUCCUUGUAAAUUAACCUGAAAAGAACCUUCAGCAUUUAUUUUUAUCAUUAAAAUGGGCUGAAUAGAAUCUAUUUACAAAUUAUUGUUUAAAUUCACUUAAAAGCCACAUUUUUUGAGCCUCAUGAUUUUGAACUGUCAGAAGUGGUCCAGGGGUAUUCAAACUUUUCUGAGUCCUGAGCCAUAAUUUAAUUUAGGCUAAGAAAAUAUUCAGGGAGUAACUGGCAGCACACAUUGUUUAAAUCUGAUUUCCAGUCAAAAAUACAGUAAAACGAAAUUAAAUUAAAGGGAUUGUUUCCUGCAUGGGCUGUGGUUCUACUGAUGGUGAUGAUUGUUUCCUGUAUGAUUUCAUAUACUGUGUGUUAAGUUUGCUGUGAUAUUUAAGCAGAAAAUGUAGCAGGACAAAUGUCACAUUUAGAGGGUUUCUUUCCAUUUUUUUGUUUUUUGUGUCUACUUAAAUUUGUAUUGUGGGUAAAUGUAUCAGAACCAAUGUCAUUUUUGUAGGGUUUCUCUCCUGCAUGUAUUCUUUUAUGUACCAAGAUACCAGCAAAAUUAAUUUGUAUUUUUCUGUAAAUGUAGCAAGACAAAUGUAUUUUUAGGCUUCCUCCCAGUCAAUUUAGCGUCCAUUUUUUUUUUUUUUAAUUGAUGUUUCCCAAAACUAAUAGAAAAAUGCAUACAGAGAUCCAUAAAAGUAUAUAUAUUAUGAGGAUAGUAAACAAGGAAUCAUAUAUAUUGUCAUGUGUUAGGAAAGUAUGAAAUCAGUGAGCUAGGUUUAAGUGAAUUUUCACCAGUCGACAGUGAGUCAAAUUCUACUACCGACCUACUACUGGUUAUCUUUCAACUCACACCCAACCAGUCAACAGUGAGUCAAAUUCUACUACCGACCGACUACUGGUUAUCUUUCAACUCACACCCAACCAGUCAACAGUGAGUCAAAUUCUACUACCGACUACUGUUUAUCUUUCAACUCACACCCAACCAGUCAACAGUGAGUCAAAUUUUACUACCGACUACUGGUUAUCUUUCUACUACCGACUACUGGUCAUCUUUCAACUCACACCCACACUGACUUGUGAAACCGGGCGUCCUUUUUUAUCAUCUAAAUAUGUUUUUCAGUUUCAGACCAACUACUAAUACUAUAAUACUAUAGAAACUAGAGUGUAGACUAAUGUUUGCACAAUAAAAUGAAGGUAAACCCUUUUUUAGCGUGAUUAAUUAUUUCCAGUGAAAUAAAUUAAAAACUGCCUUACUGAUACAUUAAAACACUUUAAUUGAAAUGGUUAUUCUUACAUUUUUUUAUUGUGUACUGUACCAAUUAGUUUCUCGUGUAUUUUAGUUUGUUUUAAAAGAAUUUUUUAUUAAAAAAAAAUUUCUGUAUUUAAAAAAGCAGUCAAUCGAUAGGUUUGCUUAUUGUCUAAUCUGCCAAUGUAUGGCCAGAUCUUUUCCACUUUUCCUCAGUCUCAGACCAAAAGCAAUAUUCAUACUCAUAAAAAGAAUAUAAAUGCUUGUACCAUAUAAAAAGUUCAUUCAUAAACGACUGCAAAAAGAUAUGCAAGCCCAUCCCCCUUGUCCACACUUGCCCACGUGUGGCUUUCCAUCCCCACCCCUCUUCCCCAGGGCUGACUCAAGGUACCGGCAAUUCUGGCAGUUACCCGGGGUGCCAUGUGCUUAGGGUGUCAUCAACGAUCUUCAAAAUAGGUAAAAUCAUUGCAAUGUGGGCGCCAUAGAAGCAAAAGAGAAAAUGCAAUAAAAAAGAUUUGCUAAUCUAAUGGCUAUAAAACAUGUCACCAUUAGGUUAAUUGUUCAUUAUGCCCACAGUAGACUAAUUGUUCAUACUUCCCACGGUAUAGUAAUUGUUCAAACUGUCCAAAUUCAAGUUAAGGUAAACAAUUUUAUUUUUCAUUGUUUGUUUUUUUAAAAACCUAGGUAAUAAACUCAUUACCUAACUACUAAUCCCCAGUUUUUUCCUUGCACAUGAUUUUUAGUAAAUAAAAUACUUCCGGGGCAGUUUCUCCAUCCCAGGUACAAACUUAAAGAAUACAAUUUUCGAUUCAUUUUUUUCAAAAUUUCAGCAAGUGACAGAUUGUCACUAAUUGUUUCCAAGACCUGUAAAAUCUGAGGUUACCCGAAAUUUGUUUGAAAGCAAUUUUGUAGACGGAA